This is a messenger RNA of Schizosaccharomyces cryophilus OY26, 3048 nucleotides long. RefSeq names its product TOG Alp14. Gene Ontology annotation, cellular component: microtubule plus-end; spindle pole body; centrosome. Bases 423 to 2864 code for a protein of 813 amino acids. Lineage: Eukaryota; Fungi; Ascomycota; Schizosaccharomycetes; Schizosaccharomycetales; Schizosaccharomycetaceae. The record is from RefSeq and is a predicted model, not a curated record. Gene Ontology annotation, molecular function: microtubule plus-end binding; microtubule plus end polymerase activity. Gene Ontology annotation, biological process: mitotic spindle organization; establishment or maintenance of microtubule cytoskeleton polarity; microtubule polymerization. The transcript has a single exon.
UGUACACCAAGUAUGAAAUGCUUUCUCCUAACCUACUCCAAACCAUUACUAAUUUAGAGUAAAAAGAGCGAACCAUAAGACUAAGAACUUGAAUUUUAUUCUUAAAAGAAAAGGUUCGUAAAAAAAAAAAAAGAUCGCCAUUUAAUUUGAAUGAAUUUCUAGAAGAAAGUGGUUUAACUGAAUUCUUUCGUUUUAACUCAGUUACUAUUAUACAACCAAUACUUAUGUAUAAAAGUUUAAUUAAAUUAAAGCCUCUACUUUUCUGAUAUCUACGAAAACUGCUUCUCAAUCCUUUAUUUAUUGUUUCCCUUACGCCAGAUUCAUUUGAAGUGAACCGUGCCUUUCACUUCUUAACUUAGAUUAUUAGUCUUCUUUGCUUUGUUUUUAUCUGUACCUUCGUUCAUUCAUUUUUUUAAUCCAUAAUGAGUCAGGAUCAAGAAGAAGAUUAUACAAAGUUACCUUUGGAAACGAGAAUUACACACAAAGUUUGGAAGGCUCGUCUAGGUGCUUAUGAGGAAUUAAAUAAAUCUUUUUCUCUUUCUGGCUCUCCGACGGAUCCUUGCUUUGACCUUUGGGCCCGUCAACCCGAUUUAUGGAGGUCUGUCCUUGCAGAUAGCAAUGUCGCUGCUCAAGGAGCAGGUGUUACUGCUUUCGUAUCGUUCUGUAAAUUUUCUGACCCUUCUUAUAUCGUUAAAUGUAGAGAACUUGCUUCUGCUGCCAUUUCAGAAAAAUGCCUUACCUCUCGAGCUUCCACAAAAUCCGAUGCUGUUGAAGCCCUGAUGUUAAUGAUUGAAGUUGAUGCUGCAGGUCCUGUUAUUGAUGCCCUUCUUCCUUCGUUAUCUGCGCGGUCUCCGAAAGUUAUUACGGCCAACGUAUCGGCUAUCGCUGACUUGGUCGAACAGUUUGGUACAAAAAUCGUUCCGCCAAAACCAAUUGUGGCACAAUUAAAGUCACUAUUUGGACAUGCCGAUAAAAACGUACGUCAAGAAACGUUCCGAUUAACCGUUCAUCUGUAUCGCUGGAUUGGAGAGCCUUUAAAAGCAUCUAUCUUUGGUGAUUUGAAACCUGUUCAAGUGAAGGAGCUUGAAGCUCUAUUUUCGAAAUUACCUACGGAUCCUCCUAAACAACUGCGUCUAUUAAGGAGUCAAAUUCCCGAGCAAACGGAAGCUACUGACGAAAGUGAAAAAGAAGAUGACCAUGGAAUACAAGAGGAGCCAAACCUUCAGGAGGAAGAAGAUGAAUUUGAUUUAAUAGAAGAAGUAGAUGUGAUUCCUAAGAUUGAUUCCAAUCUGGAAUCCGUAAUGUCCUCGACAAAGUGGAAAGAGCGUAAGGAAGCUCUUGAUGCACUCAUCCCAAUCCUCAGUCAGCCAAAAAUAAAAGAUGGAGAAUUUUUCGGGUUGGUCACUUUGUUAUCUAAAGCUAUUGUGAAAGAUGCCAAUGUUAUGGUGGUUAUGAAUGCAGCAAAUUGCAUAACGGCUUUAGCUAAAGGACUUCGUUCUAAUUAUUCUAAAUAUGCCAUUACUUCAAUCCAAGCACUUUUGGAAAGAUCAAAAGAAAAAAAGCAAAAUGUCGUAGAAACAUUGUCUUCAGCAAUGGAUGCUGCUUGUGAAACGAUACCUUUCGAUGAAAUUGCUGAACCCAUUUCCGCUUUUUCUAACAACAAAAACCCUCAGAUUAAAAUUGCAUGUUUUAAUCUUCAAACUCGAUGUUUCCGUAAAGUGCUUCAAUACCCUUCAAAGUUUUCUAUUGAAGUGUGUGCUAAGUCUUGUGUUCCGGGAGUUUCCGACACAUUCGAACCUGUACGUUCUGCGGCAGCUGAGGCCCUUGGAACCCUUAUGAAGCUAGUAGGAGAGCGCCCAUUAGCAGUAUACUUGGAUUCUUUGGACGAAAUACGAAAAUCGAAAAUUACGUCCUUUUUCGAGUCUGCUACGGUUAAGGCUGUAGCACCACCGAAAACAAAACCGGCACCUACAGCUUCAGCUAAGAAGCCUGACACUAAAUCAGUAGUAACCACGAAGCCAAGAUUAUCUAAAAACCCACCUUUGCCUCCAUCUUCUACUUCGACUGCAUCGAUUUCCCCUAAAAAGAAGGCGAAUACUGAGAAGCUUUCUUUAAAUGUGGAGAAAACGAAUGCUUUUGAAAAUGGACCUUUAAUGCCAAGACCAACAACUAGACCAGUUGCCCGUGGUCUUUCUCGCAAUUCACCACUUUUAAAUAAGUCUCCCGGUUUGAAAUCGACAUCACCUCUACCUGCUGGGACCAUAAGCCAAACGGUACAAGGAAUAAAAAACAUGGAAUUAGACGAUGCGGCACAUCAGCCUUCAAAACUUUCAAAGACAUCCUCAAAUUACUUAGAAUUGAAAACUAAUCAUAACGGCUCAGUCGAUGAAAUCGCUUCCUUAAAUGAAGAGAAUGAAGAGCUUAAAAUCUUAUUAUCUCGUGAAAGAGAUGAAAAAACUCGUUUGCAAAGAGAAUUAACUGAAGUCAGAAAGGAACUAAAUAUGAUUCGUGAUAUGCAACCUUCAUCUCCAUUAAAUGAUCGAAGAUCUGCUUUUUUGCGAAGAGCUAAUUCAGAAAUGUUAGACACAUCGGCAGGUCCAAGCAAUCGCAUUGACCUUCUACAAUCUCCAUUAGGAAGAGCAAGACCUUUAAGCUCUACAGGCUUUAAUCAGCACUCUCCAUCAGCGUUUUCAAAAUCAGCAAAUAAUCUUUCGUUUCAAACAGAUCCUCCGAAACAGCCAUUUUCUCCACGCUCAAACUUGACUUCAGAUUGGAGUAAAGCAAUUGAUUUGACAACGAGGUUGAAACAAAAGAUUACUGAAAUGAAGCAGACGGAUAUAAGACAUCAGGGAAUGAUUCAUUGAAUACUCACAGAAAGAAAAGAUAUGUUUUAUGUUUGGUUUUGUAUAAAGGAUUUGCGUAUAAUAAUGGUUAAUUUGGUGAACCUUAAGAAUUCUCAUGAUUUAUGUUUGUUUAUAUCCCUUGCAAUAGACCUUUGUUCCUUGUGAAUAAAAUAAAAUUCAAAUCAAGUGAUUAAUAAACUAUGGG